UACCACCACCUCCGGCAGGAGAUCCUCCAGGAAUUCUCCUUCCACGACCACGUCAAGGAGGAGGCCAACCGGUACCUGGCCGGGCUGCGUGGGCAGCGCCGGAACGUGACGUACGUGGGCGUCCACGUCCGGAGGGGGGAUUACAUCCAGGAGAUGGCCGAGCACUGGAAGGGGGUGGUGGCGGACAAGGCCUACCUGGAGAAGGCCAUAGGCUACUUCCGGGCCAAGUACCAGGAGCCGGUCUUUGUGGUGACCAGCAACGGGAUGGAGUGGUGCCGGGAAAACAUUGACGCCUCGCGGGGGGACGUGUAUUUCUCGGGGGACGGGAAGGAGUCGUCGCCGGGGAGGGACUUUGCUCUUUUGGUCCAUUGCAACCACACGAUCAUGACCAUCGGGACCUUCGGCAUCUGGGCCAGUUACCUGGCUGGGGGGAAGACCAUCUACUUGGCCAACUACACCCUCCCCGAUUCCCCCUUCCUCCGGCUCUUCAAACCUGCGGCCGCCUUCCUGCCCCAGUGGAUCGGGAUCAACGCCGAUCUCUCCCCGCUGCGCACUGGUACGACUGGCUAAAGGAGCUCAGCUGGUUGCCACAGGCUGCCAAUGGGAUACACCCGCCAGGACUUAGCCGGUCGGCCGAGGAGUUGGCACCUGGGCCCCCCAGCUUGUGCGGGCUGCGCUGGGGAGAUUGGGGGAGAUUGAAGCUGGGCUGGCGGGGUUCAGAGCCCACACAGAGGAGCCAGUGACCUACAUCAGACAACUUCUCAUAGGAGUGUCCAGAGUGAUGGGACCAUCUUCAUCCGCAAGGUUGAAUGGUUAGAGUGGGGAGACUGGGAGCCAGGACUCCUGGGUUCUCCUCCUGGCUCUGGGAGUGGGGUGUAGUGGGUGAGAGC
This is a messenger RNA of Chrysemys picta bellii (western painted turtle), 890 nucleotides long. NCBI's taxonomy places the organism in Eukaryota, Metazoa, Chordata, Testudines, Emydidae. The record is from RefSeq and is a predicted model, not a curated record.